Molecule: messenger RNA, 204 nt
Organism: Rhizophagus irregularis DAOM 181602=DAOM 197198
Lineage: Eukaryota; Fungi; Glomeromycota; Glomeromycetes; Glomerales; Glomeraceae
Source: RefSeq, a predicted model, not a curated record
ACUUUUGCAUCUGAUAUUUAUAGUGUUGGUAUACUUAUGUGGGAAAUUUCAUCAGGACAACCACCAUUUGUUAAUUGUGAGCAUAAUUAUGAUCUUGCAAUGAAAAUAGUAAAUGGAAUGAGACCAAAAAUAGUAUCAGGAACUCCUUCAGAAUAUAAGAAAUUAAUGGAACAGUGUUGGGAUGCUGAUUUGACAAAAAGACCU